AUGUCGUCUUCGUUAUCGCCCACCGACAAAUGCUACGUAUGCAAAGUGCGCGACCCUGUGCCUUCCAGGACUCGUGAUCCCUCUACACUUGAAACUUGUGAUAUCGUAGUGGAUGUUGGUGGAGUGUACGAUCAUUCGAAGAAGCGCUAUGAUCACCAUCAGAGAGAGUUCGAUGAAACUAUGCAAACUCUACGUGUACUAGAUUUCAACACCAAAUUGAGCUCUGCAGGCCUGGUAUACGUUCAUUACGGGAAACAACUCAUAGCUGAGAUGCUCGGGACAUCUCACGAAGACAAGAUGGUGGGCAUUUUCUAUAGGAAACUAUAUGAGACAUUUGUUGAAGCCAUAGAUGCAAUUGAUAACGGGAUACCACAAUAUGAUGGAAUUCCAAGAUACCAAACAAGUGGCGGUAUUUCCGGGCGGGUAGGCCACCUAAAUCCGCACUGGAAUGAAGUGGACGUCAAUCCUGAUGAACGGUUUCUGCAAGCAAUGGAACUAAUCGGAGGCGAAUUCGAAGCCAACGUCUCAUAUUUGGCUAAUGUUUGGUGGCCUGCUCGAGAAAUUGUUGACAGCAGCGGACGAAUUGUUUAUAUUUCGUGUGGUGGCGUUCCAUGGAAAGAACACUUCUUCCAACUUGAGGAGGAAAAGGGCUUGGUGUCUCGAAGAAUGACGUACAUAAUCUUUGAAGAUACAACGGCCAAGAACUUCCGGAUACAAGCUAUACCUAAUAAUAGGUUAUCAACUUUUGACAACAGGUGA
Cooperia oncophora is the source of this 759-nucleotide messenger RNA. NCBI's taxonomy places the organism in Eukaryota, Metazoa, Nematoda, Chromadorea, Rhabditida, Trichostrongylidae. The record is from the annotation of a GenBank genome assembly.